AUGAAACACAGUAAACGCUACCGUCGUCUUGGGCGAACAUCUGCCCAUCGUAUGUCCAUGUUUCGUAACAUGGUUACCUCCUUGAUAAGAUAUGAUAGAAUAGAGACGACGUUGCCUAAAGCCAAGGAGUUGAAAAAGUUUGCCGAUAAGAUGGUGACUUUAGGAAAGAAAGGAGACCGUAGUGCUGGUGAGCGAGCUAGGGCAUUUCUUCGUGAACAUUAUAUUACGAUUCCCAAACUUUUCGGUGAAAUGGCAGAAAGGUAUCGUAAUCGUGCGGGAGGUUACACGCGUAUUCAUCGAAUGGGAAGCCGGCAAGGCGAUAACGCUCCCAUGGCAGUAAUUGAAUAUGUGGAUGCACCAGGUGAUCUAAAAUACCAAAUGCUCAUUAAAACUUUGGCUCGACAAGAAUUAGAACCUGAACUUCGGAUCCCUACAGAAACGAUUGAGAAUGGUCAAGGAGGACCACAUCUAAAUAAAAAAAUGCAAGUUAGAUUGCGACAACAGAAUAAAUUCGAUCAUCAGGUAGAGAAAAUGAUGAAAGCUAAAGAUAUAUCGCAAAGGGAACUCGAAGAAAUGGUUAAUAAAGAAACCGAGGUAUUAGUUAAUCAAAAGCAAGAAGCCAAAGAAUUCAAGCUUAAAAAUAAGUUAAGAAAGAAAAAGGGUCAUUUGUCUUACGAUGCCCUAGAACUCCAUAAGAUCCAGUUUCCCAAAAAAGAAUGA
Ambispora gerdemannii is the source of this 720-nucleotide messenger RNA. Lineage: Eukaryota; Fungi; Glomeromycota; Glomeromycetes; Archaeosporales; Ambisporaceae. The record is from the annotation of a GenBank genome assembly.